This is a messenger RNA of Haemonchus placei, 1116 nucleotides long. Lineage: Eukaryota; Metazoa; Nematoda; Chromadorea; Rhabditida; Trichostrongylidae. The record is from the annotation of a GenBank genome assembly.
UUUCCAAACACUCUACUGGGUUGCAAAUCAAAGCGUGAGCGCUACUACAUGCAGGACACGAACGAGUACUUCUUUGAUCGGCACAGAUCCACCAUUAUUCGUUUUUGCAGGUUUGAAUCAAUUCUGUACAUCUACCAGAGUGGCGGUCGUGUAAAGCGGCCUGAAUCUGUGCCUAUCGACAUUUUUCUCAGAGAAAUGCGAUUUUUUCAGAUGGGAGAGCAAUUGAUUGAGGAAUUUUGGAUAGCUGAAGGUUACGAGAAACCUGAGGAGGCUAUUCUCCCAAAAAAUUUAUCUCAACGAAGAUUAUGGGAACUAAUGGAGUACCCGGACAGUUCCCUUGCUGCUCGGAUCAUCGCUUUCAUAUCAGUUUUCGUAAUCGUAAUCUCAAUAGUGUCCUUUUGCUGGGAGACGGUACCAUCCGGAGACGUACGCGACACAAAUGGAACAUCUGGUGUGUCGCCGGAUAAGGAUGAAGGCAAGCUGGUCUGGAAUCCGUUCUUCUGGUUGGAACUCGUCUGUAUUGUAUGGUUCACUAUUGGAAGUGGAACACCCUCUAUAUCCUCUCGGGACCUCGUGACUGCCCAACGACUCCUGAUUGUCCCGCCGUAUGUCGAUUGUGGGGCCGACGCAAACAAGUCGAGUGGAUCGAUGUCUUUCGCAGUGCUUCGAGUUCUUCGGCUUGUACGAGUGUUUCGAAUAUUCAAGCUGAGCAGACAUUCAGCCGGUCUGCAGAUUCUCGGUAAGACGUUUCGGGCGUCGGUACAGGAGUUCUGUUUGCUCAUUUUCUUCAUGGCAAUAGCUUUGGUGCUAUUCUCAUCAGGGAUGUAUUUUGCCGAACAGGGAGAGGCGAAUUCGAAAUUCACCUCGAUACCAGCCUCCUUCUGGUUUGUAUUGGUGACCAUGACAACUGUCGGAUAUGGCGACCUCGUCCCAUUGAGCACUCAAGGCAAAAUUGUUGGCUCAAUGUGCGCCUUAAUCGGAGUGCUCACCCUGGCACUACCUGUUCCCAUCAUUGUGGCCAACUUCAAACAUUUCUAUCGACAAGAGAAUCGGCUGGCAACGAUGCGCAGCGCCGGUAAAGAUUUGGAGACUGCGGAAAGUGUUGAUGACAGCUGA